Molecule: messenger RNA, 879 nt
Organism: Camelina sativa (false flax)
Lineage: Eukaryota; Viridiplantae; Streptophyta; Magnoliopsida; Brassicales; Brassicaceae
Product: prohibitin-1, mitochondrial-like
Biological process (GO): mitochondrion organization
Cellular component (GO): membrane; mitochondrion
Source: RefSeq, a predicted model, not a curated record
AUGUUUUGGAUGAAUCUCAACGUUAAAGUUCCGAAGAUACCAGGUGGUGGUGCCAUUUCUGCGUUGCUUAAGGUUGGGAUUAUCGGUGGGCUUGGUCUCUAUGGUGCCACACACAGUCUCUACAAUGUUGAUGGAGGACAUCGUGCCAUCAUGUUCAAUCGUUUAGUCGGUGUUAAAGAUAAGGUUUACCCUGAAGGUACACACCUUAUGGUUCCUUGGUUCGAAAGGCCGGUCAUCUAUGACGUUCGCGCUCCACCCUACCUUGUUAAGAGUACAUCCGGAAGCCGUGAUCUCCAGAUGGUGAAAAUUGGGCUAAUGGUUCUCACGCGUCCCAUGGCAGACCAACUACCUACAAUCUACAGGAGCCUUGGUGAGAACUACAGCGAGAGAGUUCUGCCUUCUAUAAUCCACGAGACUUUGAAAGCUGUGGUUGCUCAGUACAAUGCAAGCCAGCUUAUUACUCAGAGAGAGGCGGUCAGUAGGGAGAUCAGGAAGAUUCUGACUGCACGAGCAGCAAACUUCAACGUUGCGCUUGAUGAUGUGUCCAUCACGACCCUGACAUUCGGGAAGGAGUUCACGGCUGCUAUUAAAGCAAAGCAGGUGGCGGCUCAAGAGGCUGAGCGCGCUAAGUUCAUUGUUGAGAAAGCUGAACAAGACAAGAGAAGUGCAGUUAUCCGUGCCCAGGGAGAAGCCAAGAGUGCUCAGCUCAUUGGUCAAGCAAUUGCAAACAACCAAACUUUCAUAACGCUCAGGAAGAUCGAGGCUGCAAGAGAGAUUGCGCAGACAAUAGCAAACUCGGCGAACAAGGUGUACUUGAGCUCAGACGAUCUGUUGCUUAACCUACAAGGGAUGAAUUUGGAUGUGGAUGCAAAGAAGUAG